AAAUAGUAAUCAAAAUUCCUAGGACCAUUUUUCUGAAUGUUUUUUCAACGAAUGAACUCAUAGCCAUCUAUCUAUGUGUCUAUGAUAGAUAUUAGAUUUUUGACAUUUAAAUCAUGUUUUUCUAUAUUAAAAAUAUGUAUAAAACACUAUAUAUGAUGUCACAGGCAUUUUCUCCACCAAUCACAAGCGUCCACCUCAGCAGUCAAAUUUCUAAAUUUAAUUAAAAUUAACAAAGAAAAGACCAAACGAUUUUGGAAGUAAUUAGUAAUUACAAAAUUACGAAAAUAUUGCUUCGAAUUUCAUUUUCAGAAAUAAUAAUGGAAAAUUUCUCUUCCGUUUCUUAUUCUUUCUUCCUUUUCAGCACUGAUUUCUGACUCAUCAAAUAUUCAUCGAUCCUAAACCCUUUCUACCCAGAGGUACAACCAUUUCACUGCACAAGAUUUCCGAUCGAUUGCUGGCCGGAAAGAGGUCGGUUCUUUCUGCAACAGACCGGAAUUUCGGCUGCCGUCGCAGAUUGAAUUGGAGUGGGGAAUUGUGGAGAGACGAAUAUAUAUAUAUAUAUAUAUAUAUAUAAAGAAACACUUGUGUGUGUUAAGAUCAUCGAUUUCGAGAUUUCGUAGUUGCUGAAAUUGAUGGCAACCCCUGGAGGACCUAGACCAGGGAAUUUCCCCCCAAAUUACAACCCUAAUGCACUUGCCAACAAUAUGCAAAACCUUCAAAUUAAUCAGCCUAAUCAGCAGCAGCAACCGAGUAAUAUUGUUGGCGGCAGUAGCGCCCCUAGGCCCAAUACUUCACCAUUCGGCCAACAAGCACCACCUUUUAUGGGGGGGCAAUCGCGCCCCCCUCCACCUGGCGUGUUUCCGAGGGGUCCCACGCCCACCAAUGCUCCCCCUACGCAAACCACAUUGCCCCCGAAUAUGGUAUCUCAGCCCCCUCCCUUUGCAUCAAGACCACCCCCACAGGGGGCAUUGCCGGCUUCUAUCGGUGGUCCUGGUGGCCCCCCUCAUCCAGGAACUGGGCCCCGUCCGCCCCCAAUGGGCUCGUAUGGUCCAGUUGUUAACGGGCCACCUGCAUUUGCUCCUGGAAUGAUGACACAAAGUGGGCCCCGUUUCCCUCCUGCCAUGGGUGGCAUGCCAAGGCCGUCGGUUGGUCCACCACAAUCUCCGACAAUGUUGUCGUCUGGGGCAUCUUCUCAGCCCCUGCAAAUGCGUCCAAGCUUUGGUAGUCCACCUGCUGGUGCACCACCGCCUUCCAUGGGGCAACCAGGCCCGCCAUUUCAAGCUCCACAGUUUUCAGGCCCACUGCAAAACGGGCCGCCGCCUCCUUAUGGGAUGCAGACAUGGUCAUCACAGCCGCAGCAGGUGGUUCCACCUCCUCCCAUUCCUGGGCAUAUGCAGCAGCAGCAGAUGUUUGGAGUGACACCACCAUUUCCAAAUCAACCAAUGGCUUUCAGUCAAACAGGGCCUUUAAAAAUUGAUACAACCCAGAUUCCCCGUCUUACCUCAACUUCUGCUGUAAUUUUGCAUGAUACUCGCCAGGAUAACCAGGCAAACCCUCCCCCGCCUGCAACAAGUGAUUAUAUUGUCAGAGACACUGGAAAUUGCAGUCCACGUUACAUAAGAUGUACUACACACCAGAUUCCAUGUACUGGUGAUAUUCUAUCGGCAUCUGCAGUGCAUAUGGCUUUGUUGGUCCAGCCUUUAGCUCUUCCACAUCCAUCCGAGGAGCCCAUCCAAGUGGUUGAUUUUGGGGAAAGUGGCCCUGUUCGAUGUUCUCGUUGCAAAGGUUACAUUAAUCCUUUCAUGAAGUUUAUAGAUCAAGGAAGACGCUUCAUUUGUAACUUAUGUGGAUAUACGGAUGAAACUCCACGUGACUAUCACUGCAACUUAGGCCCAGACGGUCGGCGAAGAGAUGCUGAUGAAAGGCCUGAGCUUUGCAGGGGAACUGUUGAGUUUAUUGCUUCCAAGGAAUACAUGGUGCGAGAUCCAAUGCCUGCAGUAUUUUUCUUUCUUGUUGAUGUAUCAAUGUACGCUAUACAAACUGGCGCUACUGCAGCAGCUUGCAGUGCAAUCAGUCAAGUUAUCUCUGACCUACCUGAGGGUCCUCGAACCAUGGUUGGAAUUGCUACAUUUGACUGCACCAUCCACUUUUACAACUUAAAACGCGCAUCGCAGCAGCCACUAAUGCUUAUAGUUCCUGAUGUUCAAGAUGUCUACACUCCUCUCCAGAGUGAUGUUAUUGUUCAAAUUUCUGAGUGCCGUCAACAUUUGGAGACAUUGUUAGAAAGCAUUCCUGCAAUGUUUCAGACUAAUAGAACUGUUGACUCGGCUUUUGGUGCUGCUGUAAAGGCGGCUUUCCUGGCGAUGAAAAAUACCGGUGGCAAACUUCUUGUUUUCCAAUCUGUCUUGCCUUCAACUGGUAUUGGAUCUCUUUCUGCAAGAGAAGCAGAAGGUAGAAGUAAUUCAUCGGCAGGAGAAAAGGAAGCUCACAAAUUACUCCAACCAGUGGACAAAACGCUAAAGACCAUGGCCAUUGAACUUGCAGAGUACCAGGUCUGUGUUGACUUGUUCAUUACAAGUCAAACGUAUGUGGAUCUUGCUUCUCUCUCUGUUAUUCCAAGAACUACUGGAGGCCAGGUUUACUAUUAUUAUCCUUUCUCAGCUCUUUCUGAUUCUGCUAAGCUUUCCAAUGAUCUUCGGUGGAAUGUUACAAGGCCCCAAGGAUUUGAGGCUGUGAUGCGUGUUAGAUGCAGCCAGGGUAUUCAAGUUCAUGAAUAUGCUGGAAACUUCUGCAAGCGAAUCCCAACUGAUGUGGACCUACCUGCCAUCGACUGUGACAAGACAAUAAUGGUGACCUUAAAACACGACGACAAAUUGCAGGAAGGAUCAGAGUGUUCUUUUCAGUGUGCCCUUCUAUACACAACUGUGUAUGGCCAAAGAAGAAUCCGAAUCUCGACCUUGUCUUUGCCAUGCACCAAUAUGCCGAGCAAUAUAUUCCGAUCUGCUGACAUAGACACCCUAUUUUCCUGUAUCUUGAAGCAAGCGGCUGAUGAAAUUCCUUCAGCUCCUCUUUCUCAAGUCAGGGAUCGAGCUACAAAUGCUGUCAUUGACGUUCUUUGUUCCUACCGCAAGUCCUGUGCUACAACACAAUCUAUGGGACAACUUAUACUGCCCGAAUCACUUAAAAUGCUGCCCCUGUAUUUACUUGCUUUGCAAAAAAGCAAUGGAUUGCGGUCUGAUGGACGAAUUGAUGAUCGAUCUUUCUGGAUAAAUUACGUUUCCCCUUUGCCUGCUCCUUUUGUAAUCCCGUUUGUGUACCCUAGGAUGAUAGCCAUUCAUGACCUCGAUGAGAAGGAGCUGGACGAUUCCAUUAUUCCUACUCAGAUUCCACUUAGCAGUGAGAACAUUUCUGACGAGGGCAUAUAUCUUCUUGAGAAUGGUUACGACUGUUUGAUAUAUGUUGGCAAUUCUGUUCAGAAUAAUGCUCUGCAACAGUUUUUUGGUAUUUCAUCAGUUGAGGAGAUUCCAAAUCAGUUUGUUUUGCAGCAAUACGACAAUCCAUUGUCAAAGAAGCUGAAUGCUAUUGUAAAUGAAAUAAGGCGCCAACGGUGUUCCUACCUACGGUUGAAAUUGUGCAAAAAGGGAGAUCCAUCAGGGAUGAUGUUUAACUCUUACAUGAUAGAAGACAAAACAGCGGAGGGGCUGUCGUACGUUGAGUUCCUAGUACAUAUCCAUAGGCACAUUCAGAGUAAAAUGGCUUGAAUAUAGAUACAAUACACACACAACUUAUGUUAGAAUUCUUUUUUUUUUUUUUUUUGAUUAUUAACUUCUUAAGAGGAACAAACUGAUGAACUGGAAUACUAAUGAAUGAAGCUGGUAGUUUUGUCAGAAACAGAAACAGCAGGCUUUGUUAGUUUUGUUGAGGUGAAUGGCUACUAGUGUAAGAACUUCACAGUAUCUGGAUUUUUUUAGUAGUUGAACUGAACAUAACUACUUUUUAGUCCCCAUUUUAGUUUGACUUUUAUUUUGUCACUAUGGAUUAGCUA
This is a messenger RNA of Erythranthe guttata (spotted monkey flower), 4045 nucleotides long. RefSeq names its product protein transport protein SEC24 B. NCBI's taxonomy places the organism in Eukaryota, Viridiplantae, Streptophyta, Magnoliopsida, Lamiales, Phrymaceae. The record is from RefSeq and is a predicted model, not a curated record. Gene Ontology annotation, cellular component: endoplasmic reticulum exit site; COPII vesicle coat. Gene Ontology annotation, molecular function: zinc ion binding; SNARE binding. Gene Ontology annotation, biological process: COPII-coated vesicle cargo loading; endoplasmic reticulum to Golgi vesicle-mediated transport; intracellular protein transport.